AACCGAACAGCUGAUAUUGACGCGAGUCCGUGUGUUGCUUUCGAGACAACAAGUGCAGCUCCAGUGUUGAUCUCCAAGUUGAGCGGGGAUAAUGAGUAGAUACAGUAUUCUAUAUUAACGUGAAAAACGAUUCCCGUAUGAAUAAAAGCGAAUACAGACAUGGCAGAAAAUAGCUCGCUGUUCCAGUUAUCCGAUAACCUCUCCGUGCUCUCCGAUGACUCGAAACCCCCGGACACUGGCUUAGGACGUUACUUCAGUAAUACAACCCACACAAUAUUUGACGAAAUUGUCCCAUCUGCAAACCAGGAAGCGAUUCAAAAACCUUCGGUAUCUGCCAGUCCUCGGCCUGCGUUUGACUCAUUUCUUACCUGUACUCCAGCAAACAACUUUCACGAUGACAGUAUAUUGGAAAACUCAGAACAAGUAUCAGACCAUGUCACAGCUAGCGAUGUUCACAGGGAUGCCUGGAUUCCAUCAGACCAAACAAGAAAGGUCUUGGCUUCAAUAGCAACGUCAACACCUGGUAGUAAUUUUCCAGAUCGAGAAAAUCUAACCAUGCCUGGAUUGACGCUCCAGGGAGAUUUGACUGAUGCGAUCAAAGAAGCCUCAAUUCACUUUCUCGGUGAGGACGAAAAUAUUCACCGAAAUGUUUUGACUGUGUCUGACGUUACUCAGGAUGAACGUGGUUUAAGAAACUUGAUUCAGGCUGGGUGUUAUCGAGCAGCUAUCAACCUGACUGGAAGAUUGCUUGGUAUUUAUGGUCAAGGAUUUGGAAAGAUUAAUUAUCCCAGUAAACACACACCCCAUUCCCUGCAGCUAUGGUUUACAAGGCUUGCACUUCUGGCUAAAUUAAAGCACGUGGAAGUUUUGGAAAAUGAGUCUAAGCCUUUUGGAAAUUUAGAUAAACCCGAUAUGUUCUUUACAUUCUACCCAGAACUCUAUGGAACUAAACCUGGAUCCAUGGCCUGUUUUGCAUUCAGAUUACUUCUUGCAGAAAUACCAGCAUACUGUAACAAGCCAAAACUGGCUCUAGACAAUUUAUAUAAGGUCCUGGCAACUGUAAGGCAGAUCGUAAAAAACUUGAAAAUGGGAUUGGGAGAGGAUGGUGGACGAGAUGGUGGACACCUGAAAUUUACAACUACGGAGAGGGAUGAUGCCAUCAGAUUGUGGAUUGGCAGACAAUCCAGAGUGCUGAUUUCCAUCGUCAACUGUGCUUUAACCCUAAAGAAUUAUAUUUUGGCUGUUGAUAUCCUGGAAGCCUUGAGUGAGAACAAUGAUUGGAGUCUGGAACAAAAGCAAAUACUAAAGUCUGCUAUUGGAAGAGUGCUUCUUUUGCUUGGGGAUGUCUCUGCUGCCGAAAAACAGUUUGCAGUUGGCAAAGAUGUUUCAACUGCCAGAGAAUUAACUGACAGAGGCCUGAUGGCUGUUGCUCAAAACGCAUUCCAAGAAGCUUAUAGUUGCUUCAAAAAGGCAUCUACUCUAGAACCAGCCAAUAUUAUGUUAAUUAAUAAUAUGGCUGUCUGCCUGCUGUACAACGGACAACUUCAAGCAGCUGUUCACCUCCUGGAAAGUGCUGUCAUACGAAAUCCAUCCAAAGGAUUACAAGAGGCAUUGCUAUUAAACAUUUGUACUUUGUAUGAAUUACAUACCACACAUAGUAUGCAGCCUAAAUUACACCUACUGAGGCAAUUAAACAGGUACAAAGGAGAUGCUAUAGGUGUGCAAUGUUUAAAAUUAACACUCUGAUGUUAAGUAUGUAAUUAAUUAAAAUUAAUUUGGUAUACAAUAUUGUUUUCCAGUUGUAACUAAUUCAUUGUAAGUAUUGCGAAACUGAAUAAAUGCUGGAAUAUUAAACAUAAA
Athalia rosae (coleseed sawfly) is the source of this 1860-nucleotide messenger RNA. Its product is annotated as trafficking protein particle complex subunit 12. Gene Ontology annotation, molecular function: protein binding. The transcript has a single exon. The record is from RefSeq and is a predicted model, not a curated record. The coding region runs from base 160 to 1746 and encodes 528 amino acids. NCBI's taxonomy places the organism in Eukaryota, Metazoa, Arthropoda, Insecta, Hymenoptera, Athaliidae. Gene Ontology annotation, cellular component: Golgi apparatus; TRAPP complex.